This is a messenger RNA of Trypanosoma grayi, 1422 nucleotides long. Its product is annotated as amino acid permease. The record is from RefSeq and is a predicted model, not a curated record. The coding region runs from base 1 to 1422 and encodes 473 amino acids. Gene Ontology annotation, biological process: amino acid transmembrane transport. Gene Ontology annotation, molecular function: amino acid transmembrane transporter activity. Lineage: Eukaryota; Euglenozoa; Kinetoplastea; Trypanosomatida; Trypanosomatidae. The transcript has a single exon.
AUGAGUGAGGAGCCUAAAAGCGAAGGAGUUGAUUUUCCCCUGGACGACAGUAUCUCGCUGGUUGAAGAUGCUGAAGUGCAAAUUUGUUUUCCCAAGAGCGGCGUUGAUCUUGCCAAAGCACGUAUUGAACAGCUUGACCAGGAAAGAGCCGAGCGUGUGGCAAAACGGCGCAACCCAUCGAACCCAGUGAAGAAGGUACUGCACCGCAUCAUACCCUAUGGCGGUAUCUUGUCAUCCGGUUUCAACCUCGCCAGCUCCUCCCUUGGUGCAGGCAUCAUUGCCCUUCCAUACGCUUUCAACACGUCUGGUCUGGUGAUGUCGAUUGUGUACCUUGUUGUUGUGGCAGUACUCACGGUUUACUCAUUCACGCUACUUGGUAUCGCUGGGAAGCGGACGGGACUGCGUAACUACGAGCAGAUUACACGAGCGUUGCUCGGUCCUGGAGCUGACUACUUUCUGGCUUUUGUUCUGUGGCUCCUGAGCUUUGGUGCGGAAGUGUCUUACAUCAUCUCGAUGGGCGACAUUGUUGAGGCGUUUACGUUAAACGCGACUGGGGCUCCAGACUUCCUGAAAUCAUUGUCCGGGCGCCGACUGCUGACCAGCAUGGUGUGGCUUGUUAGCAUGUUGCCGCUCUGUCUGCCCAAGGAGAUCAACUCGCUGAGGCACUUGUCCAUUAUUGCAGUGCUCUUUAUUGUGUUCUUCGUCAUCUGCAUGAUCAUUCAUGCAGCACAAAAUGGCCUUGCCCACGGCACUCGGGAUGAUCUGGUGUACUUCCAAACAGGUAAUCAGGCUAUCCAGGGACUCUCCAUCUUCACUUUCGCUUUCAUCUGUCAACUAAACUGCUACGAAGUUUAUGAGGAACACUACAAGCCAUCUGUUACACGUUUGACAAAGAGUGCUGGGCUUGGUGUGUUUCUCUGUUUCAUUUUAUACUUCUCCGCCGGUUUGUUCGGUUACCUGGACUUUGGGCCGAACGUGACAGGCUCUGUGCUGAAAGAAUAUAACCCCAUCGAGGACAAGAUGAUGGCAGUCGGGUACGCAGGUAUCAUACUGAAGCUGUGUGUCGGCUACGGAUUGCACAUGAUUCCUGUGCGGGAUGCGAUCUACCAUGUUGUCCGUAUUGAUGUGAAAGCUAUUUCGUGGUGGAAGAAUUCUCUGGUGUGCGGCUUCAUGGCAACAGUGUCUCUCAUUGUGGGGCUUUUCAUUCCCAGUGUGACGAUUGUCUUUGGGGUCGUCGGCGGUUUCUGCGGGGGCUUCAUCGGCUUCAUCUUCCCUUCGCUGCUGUACAUGUACAGCGGCAACUGGACGCUGCGGUCGGUUGGCGUGCUUCACUACCUGGGGACAUAUUUUCUGCUCAUCGUCGGCGUAAUUGGUGUCGUCUUUGGCACCGCUGCCGCUGUGUACGGGGAGGUGGCUAAGUGA